This is a messenger RNA of Suillus paluster, 963 nucleotides long. RefSeq lists its product as uncharacterized. The transcript has 4 exons. Lineage: Eukaryota; Fungi; Basidiomycota; Agaricomycetes; Boletales; Suillaceae. The record is from RefSeq and is a predicted model, not a curated record. The coding region runs from base 1 to 963 and encodes 320 amino acids.
AUGUCAACUUCUUCUUCUUCCAGAUCCAGAUGCUAUGUAGUGUUUGGUGGUUGCAACUCUGGUGUUUUCACUGAACGACCAUUUAUCACAAAUCCUUCAGGCGCUCAUUAUUUUCCUAUUGCCAUUCGUUGUCUGUCAAUUGAACAUGCCUGGAAACUUGACAGCCUCCAAUCUAUUAUCAAGACUGCGAAGAUCAAUGAAGACACUUUGCCUGCUGAUGCUGCUCGCACCUUUCUGACUUCUGACACUGCACAUGGCGUGCUUCAACAGGAGCGCCACGAAAAAGUAGUCACAGGUUUCUAUAGCGUUCUUUUUGGGUUUGAGACGGGUAUUUUCACUACAUGGAAAGAUUGCCAUCAAGCUGUCUCGGGCUUUCAGCGCCCAAAGUACAAAAAAUUCAUUUCAUUUGCUGAAGCAAUUGCAUGGAUGAUCAUGAAGGGUGAGGUCCUCGACACACUCAAGGCAAAGGAGAACGAAACGCACCGUCCCUUAGUACUUGUCGAUGUCAACUUACACUCUGAGACGACGCCACGCCGUGUCCAUGUCGAAUUACCCUCCGAGACACCACGUCGCAUCGUUAUUCCAGCUUUUCCACUUACAUCUUCACCUCAGUCUUCUUGUGCAUGGAGAACCGCUGCUCCAGCACACAGCUCGAUGUCGCUCGAAGCAUCCGGAACAUCGAAGCCCCGAGUUUAUCAGGCUGUUCGGGAGUUAAGUGGAGUGCAAUCUGCACACUACGAACCCCCUCCACAUGAUGAUACCCCCAUGCCUUCCUUUGGUGAUCUUGCUGAUUCCUAUCUCCAGUCUCAUGGCUUCACUCUCCGUGCUGUGCUUUGCAUUGCCCAUGCUGUAGACACCAGCAAAUCUGGCCAGGAGUUUGUUGAUGAGAUUUCAGGAAGGGGUCUUGCCAUCUCUGAGGCACACUGGCUUUGGAUGCUCAUUACUGGUGACGAUGGUUUUUGA